ACAUCGAUCAGCUGCCUCCUGCGCGUCCCCUACUGGGGAUCAAGCCCUCGACCCAGGCAUGUGCCCUGGCUGGGAGUCAAAACGGUGACCGUUUGGAAAAUGGGACGACAACCAACUGAGCAACACCAGCCAGGGCGGCUCCUAAUUCUCGAUGUAUUCAAUUCUGCGCAUUGAGGACGCAACUGGUGCUAAGUUGUAUGCGCUUUGGGGCAUUAAGAGAAGACAAUCAGAAUUUGCUGUAAGGAGCUUAUCCACCAGUGGGAGAAAGUGAUGGAUGUUCCUUCUUCGUUAAUGAGAUCCGCUGAGUGGCCAUGUGAGGAGGGCAAGGACUCUGGAGUCACACUUGUGUUCACAUCUGCUUCUAGUCGAAGAAAUGCAUGUGUUAAUCUGAGGCUCUCCUUCACUUAAGAGAGGAUUUCACCCAGAGACUGAUUUCCCUAUAGAACCACCUGCAGCUGUAUCCAUGGUCGGGGAGAGAUAGUGGAGCAGGCACAUGAAAAGCAGCUCUGCCAUACCGAGGACAAUGAAUAUGCUGAAGCCAAGUGGGCUGAAGGUCCCUACCAAGAUCCUGAAGCCCGGCAGCACAGCCCUGAAGACGCCCGCUGCUGUUGCAGCUCCAGUAGAAAAAGCAAUCUCCAGUGAAAAGGCAUCCAGCGCUCCUUCCUCGGAGACGCAGGAGGAAUUUGUGGAUGACUUUCGAGUCGGGGAGCGAGUUUGGGUGAACGGAAACAAGCCCGGAUUUAUCCAGUUCCUGGGAGAAACCCAGUUUGCACCGGGCCAGUGGGCCGGGAUCGUUUUAGAUGAGCCCAUCGGCAAGAACGAUGGCUCGGUGGCAGGAGUUCGGUAUUUCCAGUGUGAACCUCUGAAGGGCAUAUUCACCCGGCCGUCCAAGCUGGCGAGGAAGGCGCAGGCAGAAGAAGAAGCUAACGGCCUGCAAACGACUCACGCUUCCAGAGUGAGUUCGCCUCUGUCCACUCCUGCAGCCAGCAUGACGGGCUCCUCCCCAGCCACCCCCUCAGGUAUUCCUCAGAAGUCGUCCCAGCCAACAGCAAAGGACCCUCCAGCUACACCGCCGGCCACCAACCUUACAAAAACGGCCAGUGAAUCUAUUUCCAACCUUUCAGAGGCUGGCUCCAUCAAGAAAGGGGAGAGAGAGCUCAAAAUCGGAGACCGAGUACUGGUUGGUGGCACUAAGGCUGGUGUGGUCCGGUUCCUCGGGGAGACAGACUUUGCCAAGGGGGAAUGGUGUGGCGUGGAGUUAGAUGAGCCUCUGGGGAAGAACGACGGUGCCGUCGCUGGAACCAGGUAUUUUCAGUGCCAACCCAAAUAUGGCCUGUUUGCUCCCGUCCACAAAGUGACCAAGAUUGGCUUCCCUUCCACAACACCGGCCAAGGCCAAGGCCGCUGCUGUGAGGCGAGUGAUGGCCACCACCCCUGCCAGCCUGAAGCGCAGCCCGUCGGCGUCCUCUCUCAGCUCCCUGAGCUCGGUGGCCUCCUCCGUGAGCAGCAAGCCCAGCCGCACCGGAUUAUUGACUGAAACCUCCUCCCGUUACGCCAGGAAGAUCUCCGGCACCACUGCCCUCCAGGAGGCCCUGAAGGAGAAGCAGCAGCACAUUGAGCAGCUGCUGGCCGAACGGGAUCUAGAGAGGGCGGAGGUGGCCAAGGCCACGAGCCACGUGGGGGAGAUAGAGCAGGAGCUAGCCCUGGCCCGGGACGGACACGACCAGCAUGUCCUGGAGCUGGAGGCCAAGAUGGACCAGCUGCGAGCCAUGGUGGAAGCCGCUGACAGGGAGAAGGUGGAGCUUCUCAACCAACUCGAGGAGGAGAAAAGGAAGGUUGAGGACCUCCAGUUCCGGGUGGAGGAAGAAUCAAUUACUAAAGGCGACCUUGAGCAAAAGAGCCAGAUAUCUGAAGAUCCUGAGAAUACGCAGACCAAACUGGAGCAUGCCCGCAUUAAGGAGCUUGAACAGAGCCUGCUCUUUGAAAAGACCAAAGCUGACAAACUGCAGAGGGAGUUAGAAGACACUAGGGUGGCUACAGUGUCAGAAAAGUCUCGUAUAAUGGAGCUAGAGAAAGACCUAGCGUUGAGGGCACAGGAGGUAACCGAGCUGCGAAGAAGGCUCGAGUCCAGUAAACCUGCCGGGGAUGUCGAUGUGUCGCUCUCCCUUUUGCAAGAGAUAAGCUCUUUGCAAGAGAAGUUAGAAGCCACCCGUACUGACCACCAGAGAGAGAUCAGCUCUCUGAAGGAGCGUUUUGGAGCCCAGGAGGAAACUCAUCAGAAGGAGGUGAAGGCCCUUCAGGCUGCCACGGGGAAGCUUUCCAAGGAGAACGAGUCCCUGCGGAACCAGCUUGGCCACGCCAACAAGGAGAACUCAGACAUGACAGCGCUGUGGAGGUCCAAGCUGGAGGCGGCCAUCGCGUCCCACCAGCAGGCCAUGGAGGGGCUGAAGGCCUCCUUUAGCAAGGGGGUCGGGGCAGAGGUGGCAGAGUUUGCCGAGCUAAAGACACAAAUAGAGAAACUGAGACUGGAUCACCAGCACGAAAUAGAAAACCUGCAGAAUCAACAAGACUCCGAACGGUCCGCUCAUGCUCAAGAGGUAGAAGCUGUCAGGGCUAAGCUGAUGGAGGUCAUUAAAGAGAAAGAGAACAGUCUGGAGGCCCUCAAGUCAAAACUGGACAAGGCAGAAGACCAGCACCUCGUGGAGAUGGAAGACACCUUAAGCAAACUGCAGGAAGCUGAGAUAAAGGUAAAGGAGCUGGAGGCACUGCAAGCCAAAUGCAGUGAACAAACCAAAGUUAUUGAUAAUUUUACAGCACAACUCAAGGCAGCUGAGGAAAAGCUCUUGGAUCUGGAUGCCCUUCAGAAAACCAGUUCCGAAGGUAAAUUGGAACUCGAGAAACUUAGACAGCAGCUUGAGGCAGCUGAGAAACAGAUUGAAAGCUUGGAGGUGGAAAGGAAUGCUGAAAGUGACAAGGCCAGUAGCAUUACCAAAGAGCUGCAGGGGAAAGAGCUGUCGCUCAGUAAGCUUCAGCAGCACUUGGGUGAAGUCAGUCACGUGAAGGAGGCUUUGGAGAAAGAACUUGAGGUGUUGAAAGAAAAGUUUGCUGGUGCGUCAGAGGAGGCGGUCUCUGUCCAGAAAAGCAUGCAAGAAACUGUAAAUAAAUUACACCAAAAAGAGGAGCAGUUUAAUGAGCUGUCUUCUGAAUUGGAGAAGUUGAGAGGAAAUUUAACAGACAUGGAGUCAAAAUUUAGAGAGAGAGAUGAAAAAGAAGAGCAGUUGAUAAAGGCGAAAGAAAAACUGGAAAAUGACAUUGCAGAAAUAAUGAAAAUGUCGGGAGAUAAUUCUUCCCAGUUGACAAAGAUGAAUGACGAGUUGCGUCUGAAAGAAAGAAACGUAGAAGAAUUGCAGCUAAAACUUACCAAGGCCAGUGAAAAAGUGAGCUCUCUGCAGAAAACUAUUGGGGAAGUAACACUGAAGGCCGAGCAGAGCCAGCAAGAAGCAGCUGCAAAGCACGAAGAAGAGAAGAAAGACUUGCUGGAGAAACUGCAGGGCCUGGAGAAGAAGGUGGAGCUGAGCCACAACCAGUGUCAGGAUCUGAAAGCCAGGUAUGAGGAAGCCAGCUCUAAGACCAAGGCUAAGCAUGAGGAGGCCCUGCAGAAACUGCAGAAGCAGCUGCUGGAUGCGGAGGAGAGGCUGACGGCUGCCCAGCAUCAGAACAGGGACUUGUUGCAGGAGAUGGUGGAGCUGAGAAAACAAGCCGACAAGGCCAGAUCGCUAACUUAUUUGUUAACAUCAGCCAAAAAAGAACUUGAACUAAUGUCAGAAGAGCUGAGGGGUCUGAAAUCUGAGAAGCAGCUUCUCGCACAGGAGGGCAAUGCUCUAAAGUUAGAGAAAGGCUCGCUCUUGUCCAAGCUCGUAGAGGUGGAGGCCAGAAUAACAUUGCUGCAAGAAGACCAGCAGAAGCUGUGGUCAAUAAACGAGGCUCUUAAUUUAGAAAAGGAGAGAGUCUUCGCCGAAAAGCAAGGUGCUGAAAAACUGUGUCAACAGGAACAGCUCCAUAGCGAAGCGUUGGCUGUCGAGAGAGAGAAGUUGCUUAAAGAAAUCAAUAAUGCACAGGAAGAACUCUUGAAGAUAAACAUAGACAAUGAUUCUCUGCAAGCAUCCAAAGCAGCCUUGCAGGCUCUCGUGGAAGAACUCCAGCUCAACAGAGACACUCUGCUUGCCGAGUGCGAGAAGAGUCGAGACGAAAAGGAGCGCCUGGAGAACCACAUCAAGAAGCUUAUCACAGAGAACCUUGCCUUGGCUAAAGAUAAAGACGAGAUUAUUCAGAGGCUUCAGAGCUCUUAUGAGGAGCUCGCCAAAGAUCAGAAAACCUUGGUGCAGGAGAUCAAAGAUCUCACAACAGAGAAAAAGUUAGCGUCAGAGAAACAGUCAGGCCUUGAAAACACGUGCGUAGCCCUGAAGGCAGAAAGGGACGCACUCCUGCAGAACAGCAGGGACCUGCAGGUGGAGAAGAGCACUCUGCUCCAAGACCAGGACAAGCUGAACAUCAGCCUGGCAGCCGCGCUCCAGGUCAAAAAGCUGCUCAGCGCUGAAGCCAGUGGGCUCCGCACGCAGCUGGACGACACCAGCAAAGCUCUGAGACAGGCUGAGCUGGAGGCGGUGCAGCUCCAGGCCACCAACACCAGCCUCACAAAGCUCCUAGAGGAAAUUAAGACCAGCCGGGAGAUCACGGACUCCGAGUGCAUCCAGCUUCUGCAUGAGAAGGAAAUCGUGGCCUCGUCCGAGAGGAGGCUCCUGGCCGAAAAGGAAGAGCUUCUGCGUGAAAAUAGGCUCGUCACCGAGAAGCUCAACAAACGCUCGGAGGAGGCUGCCCACGUUGAGGUGAGCCUAAACGAGAGGAUCGCUUACCUGGCUUCCGAGAAGGAGGUGGUUUGUCAGAAAAUGUCCAAGAUCAAAAAGCAGCUUGACAGUCUCCUGCGAGAAAAGUCAGUGCUGGAAAUGCAGAACGGAGAUUUGCUUGCAGAAAGAGAAAACUCCAUCAACACCAUCGGAGAGCUUAAGAGGAAGUACGACCAGGAGUCCGCAAACAGAAGGGUCGUCGUGCAGGAGAAGAUGAAACUCCUCGGGAAUCUCGAUGCUCUGAAGAGAGAGCUUCAAGAGAGGAAAAAGGAGAACCAAGAACUGGCAGCCACCAAGUGUGAGCUCUCGCUGAUGCUCAAAGAGGCUCAGAAUGCCAAAAAGCAUCUAGAAAAAGAGCAUACCAGUGUACGGCAAGCCAAGGAGAGCUUGAAUGCAGAACUGGAGACGUGCUGCUCUGAGAAGGACAUGUUGCUGAGGGACGGGCUGAACCUGCAGGAGGAGUGUCAGAAGCUCAACGAGGAGGUGCAGGCAGCGCAGCGGUCCCUCACGCUGGAGAAGGAAGCCAGGGCCAAGGAGGCCGAGUCCUCCUCGUAUGAGAGCAGCAAGCUCUACGGGAGGGUGGCGCUCCUGGAGCAGGAGCUGGGAGAGCUCAGGGCACAUACUGAGGAGCUCCAGGCUGAAAAUUUCAUGCUAAUCCAAGAGAAGAGCAAAUCAGAGCAAAAAGUGGCGGAGAUACUUAAGGAAAAGGAGCUCCUGGCUGCAGAAACGGCGCAGCUCGCCGCCAACAUAGAGGCGCUGAAGAGCGACUUCGCUUCCUUGUCCAAGUCCAAGUUAGAGCUGCAGGAGCUGCACAGCUGCCUCAGCAAGAUCCUGGACGACCUCCGGCUGAAGCACGAGGUGACCCUGGCCGAUCGGGCCAAGGCGCUGCAGGACAAUGAGAGCCUGCUGGCGGAGAAGAGGGAGGCAGUGCAGGAGAGGGAUGAGCUCCUGGAGGAGAAGGGGAAGCUGGCCGAGAGCCACUUCAUCCUGCAGAAGGAGGUCAGCCAGUUGGCCAAGACCAACAGCCACCUUUCCGCCAAUCUCCUGGAGUCUCAGAACGAAAACCGUAUUUUGAGGAAAGACAAGAGCAAGCUCACUCUUAAAAUUAGGGAGCUCGAGACUCUUCACUCAUUCACGGCUGCUCAGACAGCAGAAGAUGCUGUGCAGAUCAUGGAGCAGAUGACCAAAGAGAAGACCGAAACCCUGGCCUCCUUGGAGAACACCAAGCAAACCAAUGAAAAGCUGCAGACCGAAUUGGACACACUUAAAGAAAACAACUUGAAAAACGUGGAGGAGCUAAACAAGUCCAAGGAACGCCUGACCGUCGAGAACCAGAAAAUGGAAGAAUUCAGAAGAGAAAUAGAAGCCCUGAAGCAGGCAGCCGCUCAGAAGUCCCAGCAGCUUUCGGCGCUGAAGGAGGAGAACGUGAAACUUGCCGAGGAGCUGGGGAGGAGCAGGGACAAAGUCACGAGCCACCAGAAGGUGGAAGAAGAGAGAUCUGCGCUCAAUAAUCAGCUGUUAGAAAUGAAAAAGAGAGAAUCCAAGUUAAUAAAAGACACCGAUGAGGAAAAAGCUUCCCUGCAGAAGUCCAUCAGCAUUACGAGUGCCCUACUCACGGGCAAGGAUGCAGAGCUGGAGAAGCUGAGGGGCGAGGUCGCCGUGCUGCGGGGAGAGAACGCUUCUGCCAAGUCCUUGCAUUCGGUUGUUCAGUCUCUCGAGUCUGAUAAGGUGAAGCUCGAGCUCAAGGUAAAGAACUUGGAGCUUCAGCUCAAAGAAAACAGGAGGCAGCUCAGCAACUCCUCAGGCAAUACUGACGCUCGGGCAGAAGAUGACGAGAGAGUCCAGGAGAGUCAGAUUGAUUUCCUAAAUUCAGUGAUUGUGGACCUUCAAAGGAAGAACCAAGACCUCAAGAUGAAGGUAGAGAUGAUGUCAGAAGCAGCCCUUAAUGGGAAUGGUGACGACCUGAAUAACUAUGACAGUGAUGACCAGGAGAAACAGUCCAAGAAGAAGCCUCGCCUCUUCUGUGACAUAUGCGACUGCUUUGAUCUCCAUGACACAGAGGACUGUCCUACCCAGGCACAGAUGUCCGAGGACCCGCCCCACUCCACGCACCACGGCAGCCGGAGCGAGGAGCGCCCCUACUGUGAAAUCUGCGAGAUGUUUGGGCACUGGGCAACCAACUGCAAUGAUGACGAGACCUUCUGAUGAAGCCUUGCGUGCGAACUGGGCUUUCUCAGACGCACUAGCAUCUGGGCAACUGAACACCAGCAUUAUGUGUGCAGACUUCAGGAGAACUCAUGUUAUUUUUGACCCCGUCAACAAAUCUAAGAAAAUAUUUUGAUCUUCAACAAAUCACCCUUUUAGUUUCCCCAUAUAAGUUAGACUAAUAAAUACUCAGGAGGUGAGUUUUCACCUCUGAUUUUUGUCUUCUUGAUUUUCAAGUUUCAACAAGACAUUGCAUCAGAGGCUGUUACGUUUAUUGCCUCGAGGGAAACCUCUGAGAACAAUCCCUACCCUUCCAAUACCUUAUUUAAGUAACUUUAAAUUAUGCCGUUACUUCUCAUAUUUGCACUAAAAUCUUCCCAGGCUGCGUUUGUAUAGUUAGAUAUUUUGGUUAAGCUUUGACACUGGAAUGAGUUGAAAAAAAUGUGCCAUUUUGCAUUUUCAUCUGUUCAUUUAAAGUAUUUUAUUUUUAGUCAAAGAAAUACCUGAGCUCUUCGCGCACUACCUGCUGUCAGUAGUGCCUUCACUUCAGGCUUAGUAACACUUAGGUGUGAUUAUAAAAUCAUGAAACAGAUAAAGGGAGGGGCACACCCCCAGACUGUUGCGGGACAUUUUAUAAUCGAUAUGCUGCACCCAUUUACUCUACUGUGGGGUUUUGUUUGUUGGUUUUGCAUAAUUUCAGCUUCUAUAUAUUAUAUGUAUAUAUUUUUUAAAAAAUCUCUAUUUUGGGAAAAAAACAUACACAUUGUGUCUUUCUUUUCAGAUUUUCACCUUUAUGAAACAGAAAACACUUAGAAUGUUCAUCAGGACAUAAUGGGCUAGGCCAGAAAUAGCAGUACACAGCUUUGGGACUGACUUAUUUUUUCUCUUUUGUUUUCAUUUUGUUCCUUUAUCAGAUAUAAAUAUAAUUUUCUCCCCUUCUCCAGCAGAUACCCCAGCAGUCAAUUAACUAGAUAAAUAAGCCACUAUACAACACCUACAUUAACCCAUCUAUGGUCUUUACAGGUUGUUUAUUCUCUGUUUUUAGAUGAAUGUAUGAUGAGAAAUUCAACAUUAAUAAUUUUGGAUUUUCUUAUCACAAAAAAUUAAAUGAAGGACCUCAGCCACCAGAAGUUUAUCAACCAGUUUUAAUCUAUUUAUCUUGAUUUGAAUGUCUUCUCGAAGAUGUAAAAAGUAAUAAAUAAAUGUCUCUUCCAUGCUAUGUGUAUAGUAAGAACUUCUAUAAUUGUACAUAUGCCUUUGAUGUAUUUCCCCCUCAAGAUUAUUAACUGUGUUUGGCAAGUGAAAAGUCUGUAAUCAGUUGAAAUUUCUGGUUAUAAACAUAAUAGGAAGUGUUUCACAAACAGUAUGUAAAGCAGUAUUAAAAUUUGAGCAAACAGAUGUUCUAUACCUACUUUAAUAAAUGGUUAUUCUUUUUGUCCA
Messenger RNA from Miniopterus natalensis, 8548 nucleotides. It is a transcript of the gene CLIP1, whose product is annotated as CAP-Gly domain containing linker protein 1. Lineage: Eukaryota; Metazoa; Chordata; Mammalia; Chiroptera; Miniopteridae. Gene Ontology annotation, cellular component: nucleus; cell cortex; microtubule plus-end. Gene Ontology annotation, biological process: positive regulation of microtubule polymerization; cytoplasmic microtubule organization. The record is from RefSeq and is a predicted model, not a curated record. Gene Ontology annotation, molecular function: microtubule plus-end binding.